Molecule: messenger RNA, 1413 nt
Organism: Cylindrotheca closterium
Lineage: Eukaryota; Bacillariophyta; Bacillariophyceae; Bacillariales; Bacillariaceae
Source: the annotation of a GenBank genome assembly
AUGACAACUGAAAAAAGAAUCUCAGUGUUCCUUCAGGCAAACAUGUCAUCUGGAAGUUUGCCUCUUGCCACCUAUCACCGGGCGGAAUCAUUGGGUGCUGGAACGUAUGGAUCGGUGGUUACAGUUUACAAUGAUGAUGGAGAAAAUUUUGCGUUGAAAAUGUUCGAUCAGGACGGGGACGACCAGGAUAAUGUUGGAACAUCGAUUGGAGCCCUUCGAGAAUUGACCAUUCUUCGUUUGUUCCGAGGUGAAAAUGCACAUCCAAAUAUCGUUGAAAUGUACGAUGUUCAAACGGGAUUUGAGGAAGAAGAAGGUGCUGGAACUGGGGGUGCCAUGGCGAUGGCUAUGCCAAUCUUUCCUCGAGGAAGUCUGGAAGAUUCCAUUGCUUCAUUUCCAAACAAGAAGGCGAAAAUUGCAAUUGCAUACGGACUCUUGAGCGCCGUGGCACAUCUUCAUGAAAAUGGUAUUAUUCACCGGGAUAUUAAGUCCGACAACAUUUUACUACACGAUGCAGAAGAUGGUAGUCUUCAAGCAGUGCUAAUCGACUUUAGUUUGGCCAAGUUGAUUGAUCCAAAAGCCAUUAUUACGGAUGCCACAGGUGAAUCAUCAUCACAAAUUGAAACAGAAAUGACACAUACUGCUUCGAUUGGUACACCAACGUAUAGAGCUCCAGAAGUGAUUGCAGAAAAAGGUUAUGGUCUUCCAUCCGAUUUGUGGAGUGUAGGAGUAUGUCUGCUGGAGCUCUUGUGUGGAAAAUGCCUGGAAGCCGAUAAAGAUAAGAAUGCCAUUAAGCUGAUCGAGGAUGGGUUGAAUACAUUGCCUGACGCACCCUUUCCAAAUCUGAUUCGACGCCUACUGCAAAAGGAACCAGAGAAGAGAAUAGCGGCUCGAGAAGCCUUGGAUGCGCCGGUAUUUAAAAAGUUUGAUUUUGAACCACACGAGCGAACUUUUGUGAGGCUCAACAUUAAUGAGGCAAUGCCUUUGGAGAAUGAUCCAAAUGCUGCUGCUGCUGCUUUGCAAGCAGGAAGCAAAGAAAAUCGACCGGUGGAAAACAAAUCCAAAGGCAACAAGAAACAGAGCAAAAUGGAUCCAUCCCUUGCGAAGCGAUUCAAGUUGAUCCGACAAAUAUGCGAUUCAAUGGAAUGGAAGAGUCCAAUGACAGCACAAGCUGCACUCAUGUACUCAAUAGCAAUGUCGGAAUUGGACGAUGUUGACGACACUGCCAAUUCCCAAGCUUUAUUGGAUUGCAUUGUUCUGGCGCACAAAUUCUUUGAGUUGGAACUUACUGAUCUGAAUGAGCUUUCCGAAGCAAGCAAACGAUUCGAAUCUUGGGAUAUUGACGAAUACGCCGACAAUGAGGGCACUAUAUUCAUGAUGCUCGAUUUCUGCCUGCUUCCUAGAUAUUCGCUUUAA